Molecule: messenger RNA, 1542 nt
Organism: Symbiodinium natans
Lineage: Eukaryota; Dinophyceae; Suessiales; Symbiodiniaceae
Source: the annotation of a GenBank genome assembly
AUGCGCGGGCGGCCGCGCGGGCUGUCGAUCGGGCUGCCGCGAGGGCGGCCGCGAAGGGAGCCAUUUGUUGCGCAGGUGACAAAGGAGUCGCGUCGCUCAUCAGUGCGGCUUCGAUCCAAGACACCGCAGAAAGAGCUGCGCCCGAGAAAGCGCCUGAGGACAAAGACCCCCGAGCGUAAAGUGCUAUUUGUUCGCCAAAGGCCGAACCAUCGCCGCACCCCUGGAGGCGGCCAUCCGCAGAAGCGGCUCAGGACAAAGACUCCGCCCCGCGAUGUGGAGUGGGCAAGGACGCCCAGCUGCGGCACGAGACCUGGGCACAAGACCCGGAGGCCCCAAAGAGCGGAGGUGUGCUUGGCACCACCUGUGCAGCCCAAGAGGCGCGGCAGGCCGCCGAAGCGAGCCCCUCGAGGACUCGAUGGAUUCGAAAGUCCUGUGGAGGUCUUUAGCCCCACAGUGUGCGAGGAGGAUUUGCUGGCCAAAGAUACCAUGAAGCACUGGGGAACCGCCCCGAGGCCUUCGUCCUCAGAGGAGAAGGAGCUCGGGGAGUUGGACGAGGAGGAGAUAGCGGAGCCAGGGACAGAAGGAUUCUUCCGACGGGUCUCUCCGAAAUCGGAGGCUGCGUCCGCUGAUGUGGAUGGAGGGCUUGUGGAGAUGCUGCUUCAAGAUGAAGCAAGCCCGAGCGCGGACACCCCGGCUGAAGCGACGGCCGCCACCAUCGAGAUGAUCAAGAAGAUGGUGGACUUCAAAGGCACCCGCUGUCCAUCUGGGCAGCGGAACUAUGCCAGGCGUGACGUCUACGGGAUGUGGCACGAGCUCUUCCUACAGGCCCAGAAGCUGGUUGGGAACAAGAUCUGGCGGGGGCAAGCGCUGCACUACAUUGUCGAGCUCAUGCAGGAACUCGAGGGAGAGUCCAGCGUCAAGAAGAUGAGGACCUUGUACCAAAACGCCUCCUUCUGGAAAGGGGCUCUGCUGCUUCUGCUCAAGCAUCUAGGGUGCCCUGUGUCGGAAGUCAACGAGCUGAAGAGGAAGUACUACCUCCGACAAGGGCGAAUCUCGCAGAGGACCCUGCGUCGGCCGGACUUCAAGGACCUCAGCGACUACUACGCGAAGUGCCGUGCCCGUGACCCCGCGGGCUUCGAAGUGGAUCCGGCAACGCCGCAGCCCCCGCGUUUUGUUCACCGUCCGCACAGUGACGAAAGACCCGAAAAAGCUGAGAAAUGCUCUGGCGCUGAGAGGCCACGAGCCCACCCGAUGCUGUUCUACAUCGUCCGGCAGGACAACUCGGCUUACUGCUUCCGGCAACCGGGGUUCAUGACGGUGCGCCAAUGCAUUCAGGAAGCCUUCGCGGAGUCGCCCUACGACCCGGAGUGUUUCUUCUGCCUCCACGAGAAUGAGGCUUUGCAUCUGGACACCGAGAUUGGCGACAUCUCAUGGCAGACGAAGGACCGCGAGCCGCGGCUCCUGUACGUCUACCUGCGCAACAGGGCGAGGCAACUGGAUCCUGGCGACCAAAGCGAGGCCGGUGAGGCCUGUCAGCCUUGA